Capra hircus (goat) is the source of this 7564-nucleotide messenger RNA. RefSeq names its product Fas associated factor family member 2 (gene FAF2). Gene Ontology annotation, cellular component: endoplasmic reticulum. The coding region runs from base 52 to 1389 and encodes 445 amino acids. NCBI's taxonomy places the organism in Eukaryota, Metazoa, Chordata, Mammalia, Artiodactyla, Bovidae. Gene Ontology annotation, molecular function: ubiquitin binding. The transcript is spliced from 11 exons. The record is from RefSeq and is a predicted model, not a curated record.
UUCCGGCGGGUGACGGUGCGGACGGGUCAGAAGCGUAGAGGCGGCGGCAAAAUGGCGGCGCCUGAGGAGCGGGAUCUAACCCAGGAGCAGACAGAGAAGCUGCUGCAGUUUCAGGAUCUGACUGGCAUAGAAUCUAUGGAUCAAUGUCGCCAUACCUUGGAACAGCAUAACUGGAACAUAGAGGCUGCUGUACAGGACAGAUUGAACGAGCAAGAGGGUGUACCGAGUGUUUUCAACCCACCACCAUCACGACCCUUGCAAGUUAAUACAGCUGACCACAGGAUCUACAGCUAUGUUGUCUCAAGACCACAACCAAGGGGGCUGCUUGGAUGGGGUUAUUACUUGAUAAUGCUUCCGUUCCGGUUUACCUAUUAUACAAUACUUGAUAUAUUUAGGUUUGCUCUUCGUUUUAUACGGCCUGACCCUCGCAGCCGGGUCACUGAUCCCGUUGGGGACAUUGUUUCAUUUAUGCACUCUUUUGAAGAGAAAUAUGGGAGGGCACACCCUGUCUUCUACCUGGGAACGUACAGCCAGGCACUUAAUGAUGCCAAACGGGAGCUUCGCUUUCUUUUGGUUUAUCUUCAUGGAGAUGAUCACCAGGACUCUGAUGAAUUCUGUCGCAACACACUCUGUGCACCUGAAGUUAUUUCACUAAUAAACACUAGGAUGCUCUUCUGGGCAUGCUCCACAAACAAACCUGAGGGAUACAGAGUCUCACAGGCUUUAAGAGAAAAUACCUAUCCAUUCCUGGCCAUGAUUAUGUUGAAGGAUCGGAGGAUGACUGUGGUAGGACGUCUAGAAGGCCUCAUUCAGCCUGAUGACCUCAUUAACCAGCUGACAUUUAUCAUGGACGCAAAUCAGACUUACCUGGUGUCCGAACGCCUAGAGAGGGAAGAACGAAACCAGACCCAGGUGCUGAGACAGCAACAGGAUGAGGCCUACUUGGCCUCUCUCAGAGCUGACCAGGAAAAAGAGAGAAAGAAGCGAGAGGAGCGAGAACGGAAGAGGCGGAAGGAGGAAGAGGUGCAACAGCAGAAGCUGGCGGAAGAGAGGCGGCGGCGGAAUUUACAAGAGGAGAAGGAAAGGAAGUUGGAGUGUCUGCCCCCGGAGCCUUCCCCUGAUGACCCUGAAAGUGUCAAAAUCAUUUUCAAAUUACCCAAUGAUUCUCGAGUAGAGAGACGAUUCCACUUUUCACAGUCUCUAACAGUAAUCCACGACUUCUUAUUCUCCUUGAAAGAAAGCCCUGAAAAGUUUCAGAUUGAAGCCAAUUUUCCCCGAAGGGUGCUGCCCUGCCUCCCUUCAGAGGAGUGGCCCAACCCCCCAACGCUGCAGGAGGCCGGACUCAGCCACACAGAAGUUCUCUUUGUUCAGGACCUAACAGACGAAUGACACUUUUUCUUCCUCUUCUCUCCCACCCCAAUCCCCAAAAGAAAUGGAAAAAAAAACACAAACAAAAAAAUAAGAGAGAUUGAUAUUAUUAUUAUUAUAAUACAAUAUUUUUUUUAAAGACUGCUGCGUCCUAAGGAAGGAUCAGAAACCAUGCUGCCUGCAAGAGUCACCACCUGUGUGCGCACACGAGGUUAGCAAUGAACGUUCCCGCUGGCAAGCCCACCCUUCCCUACUCCCUCUUGCACCAUACACCUUCCAAUGAAAGGAGACUCUUCACCUCCAACCCAGCCGUUGUCCCAACUGGGGAAGGGGACAUUCCCACUAGAUCUCAUGCAUUCUUGCUUUUAUGGAAAAUAAAAGUGAAAACCUUCAUCAAACAGCUACUGCAGCAUCUCCUGAGGACUCACUUCUCCCACCUCCAGAGAAGAGAGGAGAGAAGGCACAGAGCGGAGAGAUGUUCCUCAACUUCUACAGUUCAUGAAUAAUUUUAAUUUUUUUUCUGUUGCUUUGUAAUGACCAAAGGAAUGAGGCUGACAUAGAUGUAUUUGUUUUCCUUAACAUUAUUUGAUAAGGAGCCAGUUUUUAAACCCAUGAAUCCUUGCCCUGGGCUCCUUAGCCCACAAGAGUGUAAUAAAGGUGCCCUGGGCUGGUUUAUGCUUAUUUCUGCCAUUGUCCCUCUCACGUUCCCAGAGAGGUUAUUCUUUUUGGUCCAACUCUUGCUGUCCUUUCUUGCCACCUAUGCACCCCACUUGGGGCAAUGGGAGGAAGUCCAGGUUUGUACCCCUGCAAAGGUGGUGUAUGUACCAAUAGACCCGUAUAUAUGGUAUGAACUCCAUGUAGAUUUACCUAUACAUAAAACUGCAGCUUUUCCUUGGAAUCUGGAUCAGUGGUCAUUAUGGGGUCUGAACCAAAGGAUGGCAGUUCAUUCCUGUUCUGACAUGUGCAUGCUCUUCCUGCCCAGCCCUGAGCCUUCCUAAAUUGCCAAGCUUGGUGCCUUUCCAAAGGACUAACAGGGCCUGUGAUGCAACCAACAGAACCAUGUGAGAGGACCUUGCAUAUCUCUUUAGGAAUUGGCGGUAGUGGUGGUUUAAGGAUUGAAAGAACCAUAGGCUUGAAGGAAGCCAAGACAGAACUCAGCCUGUGUAAAUUUUUGGAAGGCACAGUUCAGUUUUUUAUGUAGCCGCCUGCUGUGGAGACAAGUUUUUAUCCUCUUUAUUGCUGUUGAAGUAGUAGGGGUUUUUAGCCUCUGGAUGUCUUGUCUGUGGUUGAGUUUAUGGUAAUGGGUACAUGGGUCAGGCCGUGUAUUAGCAUGAGCUGACAAGUAUUCCAGGGUGUUCUGUGGUAGACUGGUGUAGACCCAACACUGCAACCUACUGAAGUUACCACAGCUGCCUAGCAUUUGGUGAGGCCAGGGGCUCAUACCAAGGUCAAGCACAAGUUGCUGGAUUUGCAGUCUCCAGAGGCUUAUCUCCUGCUUAGCUAAACCUGAGGGCCAUCCUUUUAGGUUGCACUGACAUGGCUGCUAUUUUCUGCUGCCCUCAGUGGUUGGGGUAAACACCAAGGGCCGGUGGGGAGCCCCGUAGGUGUCACCUGAGGACCUUGAGAAUUUCGCAGUGGCCUUGGCACAAAUGUCGAGAGCACAAUCUCCAGGAAAAUGUAACCCCGCUCCUGCUUCUGUCAUCCUUCCACUUUGUUUCCUGCCAUCCCAUGACCAGAUGAGUGGGAGAUUGCUGGCUGUUGGCAUAAAAUGUUAUCUGAAGUGAAUUCCAGGAUAAACCAUGUUCUCCAGGCCACCUUAUGUGAGAAGUUUGCUUCUUGCUGACAAGCACGCAAAGAGGAAUUUUUUAGUUAACUCAGAACCAACCUGCCUGCCUAGAAUUUGCAUUUCCCUGGCAGGACCUUUGCCAGGCUGAAUGUACCAAGUCUGCUCAAUAAUUGGAUCUGCAUCUCAUUCUACAGUGUGCACCCUGUGCCUCUUGCCUUUUGCUAACCUGACCAGUGAAGGAGGUCCAGUGCCGGAGUAUUGAAGUCUGUUUGUGUCAGUACAACUCUCAGGAUGGCCUGUCAAUUUGUUUUGCUUUGUCCUUUUUUUUUUUUUUUUUUUUUAGCGCUGCUUUACUCAGAGCAGUUCCUGUCUUCUUGCUGAUCGAGACCUGCCACUCAUCCCACUCCUUUACUCCAUGAAAGGUGCACAUUUUGUCAAUGCUGGUACAAUCUAUAUGUUAUUCCCAAGGACCUCUGGGAACAUGAUGGGACCUUCAAGCAAGAAAACAGAGAAGCUGGUGAUCCACAAGCAUUUGCUCUUGUUUCCAAAUCGCCUGAUUAUUUCAGCUGUUUUCAAAUGCCAAGUCAUCAGCUAAACAAAAACACUUGUUUCCAGUUUUGUUCUGCAUUUCCAAGACUGAAGUAGUAGGUUCAACUGAAUUUCCGUAGGAAGUGACCAAGCAAAGAUAGCCAAUUGGAGUCAGUUGAAUUUCUGUAGCCUCAGUUUUUUCUUCAACACCUGCAGAAUUUCCUGCAGCAAAUACUUCUUUGUCCUUGCUUUCACUAUAACGUUUGGAUAAAAAAUGGCCAAUGGAGAAUACUUAUUUAAAAAAGAAAGACUAUAAACAAGCUAAAAAGAACCUAGAAUCUUCAACUGAACAGUCAUUAUGAACAUUGCAAAUGGUGCCAAGGCCAAGGAAAAAGUUACGGAAAAUGACUGUGGGAAGGAGUGAUAACCCCCAGAACGCAGUCAGGGGAGUAUUAAUCUGGUGCUUGAACAAGGAGCUCCACUUUAGAACUGGUCUUGUUUUUUUUUUUUUUUAAGGACUUGCGAGAGACGCAGCAACAAGAAAUCCAUCCCCCAAGGAUGCAGUGCCCAACUUGUACUGCACCUGAAUAAGUUACGUGACAAUUUACUGAGGAAAUCUAGUGUACUUUAAAUUUUUUUCAUAAAAGUUUACAUUGUAUUGUAGGUUAACAUUAAAUGUUUUAUAACAAAAUUUUCAUACCAAGUUGUGGGUCUUUCUGUCUGGGGGAGAUGUGGUUCUGUCUGAAGGCAAGGUUGGAAAACAUCAGGGAAGGGAAUAUUGCCAAGAAGUAAGAGAGGGUCAGAAAGAAGCAGGGAGUUAAAACAGACCUAUGAUGUGUUCCUGUGAAAAUGGCAGCUCAGGAGUGAAUAGAAAGCUGGCGGAUCUGUGUGCAGAUUGUGGUCUGUCACUUGUCAGUCUUGUGAGCCUCUGUCUCGGGUCCCAUGAGCUUUAGUUUCACCCAAAUGUAAAUGAAGUUAAUACCAUCUGCCUCAGGAUGGGCUUGCAGAUGAAAUCAAGUAAAUGGAGGGGGGAGGAAACUAUAUAUACAUAUAUAUAUAUAUAUGAAGCACCUGAUGCAGGUGUCGUUUGUUCCCCUUUCUCUGAGGAAGUGUAUUUUGAAGGUAUAUUUUCUGGCGUUAAUAACAGUCGGUUUAUUAAGGAAUGUCAUUUAUCCUGCCUGUACAGACUUAUGUUCUUGCAAAUGAGUGGCUAGAGAAGAGUCACUUUGGAUCUAACAGAUUCUUGACUUUUAGAACUACCCUCCUAGUCUAUUUUUGCUCUUAUUUUUAUUUCUGAGGAGAUUUAAGCCUCAGUUCUUUGCCUCUUUCCUACUAUCUGUCCUGGGCAAAAAACUCAUUUCUAUAAGUUUUUGUCACCUGCAGAGUCUGCCCUGUUGCUUACCCAAAGAAACAUAUAUGUAUUUUUUAACCCAUAUCUUAAAGUCCAAACUAGAACGUCUUCUCAGUCUAGUAAGUCUGCAAUAAUAGUUAAUUCACCUUAGGUCAGAAUCCCCUAAAAAUGAAAACUUUACAGUUGAUUGUUCACAAGAUUUGCUUGAUUGCUGACAUACAAAAUUUGUUUCAUCUAUUAAUAGUCAAGGAAGAUGCAGACUUUGAUGCCAGGUACAUCUGGUCACAAAUCCUGGCUGUGGCUGUGAUUUUGGCCAGCUAACCUCAACUCCCUAGGCUUCAGUGUCAUCUGUAAGAUAGGUCCAGAUGUAGCAUUUCCACGAAGAUUCAAUAAAUUGCUGCUGCAGAGUGCCUGGCACACAAGAAGUGUUGGGCGAAAGCUCCUGUUACUGUUUUCCAGUUUGUAGCUGGCCCACUGCUAGCAAUUCAUCCCCAUGCAGAUCAAGGAAGGAAAGAAACGGGAGUGGUUGAGAUUUUGCUUAUGGGCAGAUAGUGUCUGACACUUUUUCUUGAUGCACUUCCGUCACUGCUGCUGGGACUCUAUGUGUGCUUUCACCUUGAUAGAGCCACAAGCCCUGGGCCCCCCGAGUUCCUUCCUCGCCUCUUCUGCCACUUUGACGCGCUGUCCUCCAAGGCAAGCUCCCAGAGCACAUGCCAUGUACUUGGACUACUAUACCCUGUUGGUUGCUACUGGCCAUUCUCCAGAUGUUGUUGGCAACUGAUGCUUUUUCCACCAGCAACGUGCGUGACUCAACACCUACCUAUGUGGAUUCCCUAAAAUUCCAGCUCCCCUUGUGUGGAGCAUAGUACUCAACUUCUUUGGCAGUGUAGUAUUGCAGGAAGCCGCUUUGGAGUCAAAUCUGGAUUUGAAACUGCUUCCUGCUGGCAAGUUUCCUCAUACAUAAGCCUCACAGCAGGAUCCUUGCAAAGUCCAGGUGCCGUUUUGCGGUAUCUUAGUUCCCGAACCAUCCCAGCCCCUGGCAAUGAAAACGCCGAGUCCUAACCACUGUACUGGCAGUACGGUCCCUCCAGAUGCCAUUUAAAGGAACUGGUAUCUGUGAAGUGCUUGGACUGGGUACAUGGACACAAAGUUGAGUGGUCGCUUUUCCCCUUCUAUGCCAGCAGUCCUAGGCUUUGAGUAUGGCCUUCACUCAGAACUGCCUCACCCUCAGGACUUAAGAACUGACCCUCCUCACUAUGGCCGUUACCGUUCCAACUCCACUGUCCCUGCUCUGCCCUCAAAGCCUUUCUGUCCCCUUCUCGCUUCAGUGUCUCUAUGGAAUCGUGUUGGCUUCACAUCUCUCCACUACAAGCCAGUACUGACACAAUUCCCAAAGGAAACUCAACUGUUUGAUUUCCCUCUUGAUCCUUCAGCUGCAGAAUCCUAGCAUGUAUCACAGUGAGUUGAGGAGCCCUAGGGGUUGGUGCCCUCUCCUUUGAUCCAGCUCAGGGAAAUUCACGCAUUUGUACCCCCACUGGCACUCCAUCACUGUGUCCCCUUUCUCAGAUCCAAGCCCACGUGCAUCCUACUCACUCUUAACGCCUACUGCAACAGCCUACUUCCUGAGAAAACGAGGUCUUGCCCAGAACUUCCUCAUCUCCCUUGUUCACCUCAAAAUGGUUCUGUGUUUUGUCACCUGCUUCCUGUUUCUCUUCUGUCCUGUGGGUGUACUUUCUCUCAAAAGAGAUAUAAUUAACACAGUAAGAUGUCCAGCUCAUAAAUCCACAGCUUGAUACAGUUUUACCUAAGUGUACACCAAAACCAAGGUGCAGAAUACCUCGCCCCCAGAAAGUUCCCUUGUGUGUCUUCCCAGUCAGUGGGCUCUCAGAGGUAACUAUUCUGACUUUUUUCAUCAUAGUUUUGCCUGUUCUUAAACUCUGUAUAAAUGGAUUCACUUUUAUGUUUGUGUGUAUGGGCUUCCCAGGCGGUUCAGUGGCAAAGAACCCGCCUGACAAUACAGGAGAUGCAGGAGACGGGUUUGAUUCCCAGGUUGGGAAGAUCCCCUGGAAGAGUAAAUGGCAAUCCACUCCAGUAUUCCUUCUGGGAAAACCCCAUGGACAGAGGAGUCUGGCAAGCUAUAGUCCUUGGAGUUGCAAGAGUCGAACUCUACUGAGCAUGCAUGCAUGUAUGAUUGUAUAAUUUUAUAAGUUGUUUUCAUGAUGGGAAUUUAAGGAAGUUCAAAGCAAAAAAAAAAAAUAAUUACCACACUGUCCAGAGAUAUCCAUUGUUAAUAUUGUGAUGUGUAUCUUCCUAGACUUUGCAUAUAAAAGCAUUUUUAAUACAGAAAUGGGGUAAUAUUAUAAAUAUUGAGUUAUCUCUUAUUUCACACAUUCUUCUAUAUCUUUUUUAAUGGCUGUGCAGCAUUUCCCUGAAUAGAUGUACCACAUAUUGAUCAAAAGCCUCUUAUGACAUUUAGAUUGUUAAACUUUUUCUUUGCUUUUCUAGAUAAUAAAUUGAUGAACAUCCCUAUA